AUGCCUCUACAGCUAGACCACACAAUCGUACCAGCCUACGACAAGGUGAAGUCCGCGAAGUUCAUAGCCCGUAUCUUUGGAUUGGAAUACGAAGGGACCUGGGGACAUUUCGCCCCGGUCAAGGUCAACGACACGUUGACGCUCGACUUCGAUAACUCGGAUGACCCACGCUCCAACCACUACGCCUUUCUGGCUUCGGACGAAGAGUUCGAUGCGGUGCUUGAGCGCGUCGAAGACGAGAGCAUCCCCUUCGGGAGUGGCCCCGGCUCUCGGACGGAUGGCAAGAUCAACCACAAGCACAAUGGACGCGGGUUCUACUUCGACUGCGAGAACGGACACGUGUGGGAGGUCAUCACCCACACAUAUAUCACCGAUUAG
Geodia barretti is the source of this 378-nucleotide messenger RNA. The record is from the annotation of a GenBank genome assembly. NCBI's taxonomy places the organism in Eukaryota, Metazoa, Porifera, Demospongiae, Tetractinellida, Geodiidae.